CUAUUUGCAGCUAAUGUAGCAGUUGUUAAUUGACUUAAAGGUUUCAAUGAAAAGCCAUGUUUAUUGCCGUCUUGUCAAUUUCUCAUCUACUUGGCUCUGGCUUGUGGGCAUGCCAUAGCUGGAAGAUUGGGGAAUAGGAUUUUUAUAUUGUAAGGCAUUAAUCAAAGAACAGAUAAUCCUUUUUAUAUAACUUGGAUGUGAAACUAAACUUGUUUUCUUCUCUCUCAUUGUAGAUUCCAUGUUACAAUAGCAGAUCAGGUUUUGCAUUUUUUGUUCUUUUGUACUUGAACAUUCCCUUCAAUCCUGGAGACAAAACAACCUAUAUGCUAAAUUUUCUGGCCUAGAUUUUGAUACCCAUUUUUUCAAAUUUCCUAAUAAUGUCCCAAUUAAUUUGGUAUGGAGGUUAAGGUGUGGUUAAUUUGGGUUUCAUUCUAUUAUUGUUUGUUGUUAUUAUAUGGAAGUUGUUUUCUCAAUCAGUAAGAUGAGCUGUCGUUGAACAGUCCCGGCUCCAGCCUGGUUGGUGACCGGCCAACUUGAACUUGGGGAUUAAUUUCAGCAGUCUAUUUCAUUAGAGAAGCAAUUACUACAUCUCUCUAAUGAGCAAUAAUUUAUCUAUUGGAAAUAAUCCUACCAGACUGUCUUGGUAUUUGGAAGUAAUCCAUUUGUCUAGGACAUGAAAGCAGAUCCAUCGACUUGGGACAGGGAGUAACCCAAAAAGAUACCACUAAGACAGGACAAAAUCGACCUGGCUUGUUAGUUGGGCAGAACGUUUGUGCUUUCUGAAUUAUGGGAUGUAAAUGGAUUGGGGUGGUCAAUAGUGACAAACGAACUGAGCAAAAGUGUGGCUGCAAAUGAAGAGCAGAGUUGUCUCUUCACUUGGAGGGCGCCUAAUUUGUCAGAAAAAGAACGAAAAGAAUGCAAUGAAAGAAAAAGACAGAGAAGAAAAGUUUGAAUCAUCAAUCUCCCUAUCAUUUUGUCUCCACCUGUUGUUUUUAACUUCUGAGGUAUGAAAAAGACUGAAUUUUCUUAUGCUAUGAACAUGUGAGUGGUAACUUCUGCCAUACCCUUCUGGGAUGGAAAUCAAGGGGAUUCAGGAAGGAUCGUGAUGAACACUAACUUUCUGGAGGCCACAGUACAGAUUAUUGUAAUGGCUAUAUUCAUAGCUGUGAUUCUGCUAUUUAUAGGUGUUGGAAUGCUGGUGGUUAUACAUGUAUGUAUUGUAGGAAGAGCCUUCAGGGGAGGAUUGCGGAACCCUGGAAGAUUUGACAGGAGCAACAGCAGGAACAGAUGCAUGUCCCAGGAUGAUUUACAGAAGAUUCCCUGCUAUGAUUACAUAGCAAAAGACGGAGGAAGUAGUCCAGUGGAUUGUGCUGUCUGCUUGGAAAACUUCAAGAUGGGUGAAAAGUGCAGGCUACUGCCUCUAUGCAGGCAUAGUUUCCAUGCAGACUGUGUGGAUUCAUGGCUUCUGAGGAACCCCAUUUGCCCAAUUUGUCGAGCCAGUGCUGAUUCAGGCAAGGCUGGGUUGGUUUUAGAUGAGGAAAGUAGUCAUUCCAGUGAAUAUGUUGGUCAGUUGCGAGGACGGCAAAGUAGGGAAGGUAGAGACAACCAAACAAAUGAUGCCAGAAUUGAAGUUAGAGACAACCAAAUGAGAGAAGGUAGUAAUGUUACUGAUAGUGGUGAUGAAUCUAGGGAAAACCAAACAAAUUUAGUUGGGACUCAUUUGAGUUUUGCACUAGAAACUACUACUAUUACCUUAUAAUAUACUUUAUGUUUCCAAAAUGUUGUAAAUUUUAUAAAAUAUUUGCUAAAUGAUUAUAAUAAUUUAACUUGUUCACCUAUACUUGUUUUUCCC
Theobroma cacao (cacao) is the source of this 1852-nucleotide messenger RNA. RefSeq names its product RING-H2 finger protein ATL1-like. The record is from RefSeq and is a predicted model, not a curated record. Lineage: Eukaryota; Viridiplantae; Streptophyta; Magnoliopsida; Malvales; Malvaceae.